This is a messenger RNA of Onychostruthus taczanowskii (white-rumped snowfinch), 2272 nucleotides long. Its product is annotated as cytochrome P450 4A4-like. The transcript is spliced from 12 exons. The record is from RefSeq and is a predicted model, not a curated record. Lineage: Eukaryota; Metazoa; Chordata; Aves; Passeriformes; Passeridae. The coding region runs from base 586 to 2124 and encodes 512 amino acids. Gene Ontology annotation, molecular function: oxidoreductase activity, acting on paired donors, with incorporation or reduction of molecular oxygen; monooxygenase activity; iron ion binding.
GCGCUGCCCGUUCUCUGGCUUACAGCCCAGCAGAGCUGGGUGAUGCUGCAGGCACCCAGGGCACUGCUUUCACAGGUGAAGGUGGCUCACUCCAUGCAGCCCACUCAUAGAGAAGAGGUGGCCUGUGUGCUCCUCUUCCUGUGGGCACAUGAACACCUUCUACAUCUGAACUCUCUGAGGACAGCACGGAGUUCAGCUAGAGCCCCAGCCUGCCUACAUCUCACCUGCUCCCUCCUCUGGCUUCAUCCACCUGGGCAUGGAGGACUGUGCGUGGGUGUGACAGUGCUGCUGGAACUUCAGCAAAAGCAGGAAAUAUUCAGAGGCUGGUUGUUCUCCAGGUUGCAGGGACAGGCUGCAGAAAGCAGGUCAAAGGGGAAGUGGUGCACAGGCUGCUGGCUGAGCUGACGCAAUGUUUGCCCUGAUGUUCCAGCAGCUAUAAAUUGUGCUGCCAGCUCCACUUUGCCAGGCUCAGCUCCUGCAGAGGAGCAGGGAGAGGAUUUUUACCUGCUCUGAGCUCCCUACCUGGCUCAGGCGUGAGAGGAGCAGGUGAGAAACAGGCAGGAGAAGGCAGUGUCCCGGACCAGCAUGGCAUCUCUGCUGGACAGCAUAACCAGAUCUUCUGCCACCGUCCUGCAGCUGUCUGCGCUGCUUGGUGUAACCUUUGUGCUGCUGAAGGUGCUCCAGUUGUACUGGGAGAGAAAGAAGAUCGUCAAAGCUCUGGAGGCAUUUCCUGGGCCCCCAAAACACUGGCUCUAUGGCCACAAUCACCUGUUAAAAUCUGAAAAUUUUUUACACCAAGUAGUAUCAUGGGGAGAAGAAUAUCCCUAUGCCUUUCCCAGAUGGCUUGGACCAGUCCUGCCAACUAUAAUCAUUCACCAUCCUGAAUAUGCCAAAAUCAUACUUGGCCGAGCAGAUCCCAAGGCUAGUGCAGUCUACAAACUCCUAGUUCCCUGGAUUGGGAAGGGGCUGCUGAUCUUGGAAGGAAGCAAAUGGUUCCAGCACAGGAAGAUGCUCACCCCAGCCUUUCAUUAUGAUGUGCUGAAAUCUUACGUGACCCUGAUGUCAGACUCAGUCAAAGUGAUGCUGGAUAAAUGGGACAAGAGAAUCACAGAGAGGAGGUCACUGGAGCUCUUUCAGGAUGUCAGCUUGAUGACACUAGACAGCAUCAUGAAAUGUGCCUUCAGUUUCAAUUCCAGCUGCCAGACUCUGAGGUCAGCACCUGACAACUCCCACUAUUAUAUUAGAGCUGUAUUUGACUUGAGCUACCUCCUGACCAAUAGGAUCCGGAAUUUUUCCUUCAAGGAUGUCUUCUACAACUUCACUCCCAGUGGCCACGCAUUUCAGGAUGCCUGCAAGCUGGCCCAUACCCACACAGAUCAGGUAAUAAAGGAAAGAAAGAUGUUGCUCUCCAAUGAGAAGGAGCUUGAAAAGAUCCAGAAGAAGAAGCACCUGGAUUUUCUGGACAUUCUUCUUUGUAGCAAGGAUGAGAAUGGAGUUGGACUGUCUGAUGAGGACCUGCGUGCUGAGGUGGACACCUUCAUGUUUGAGGGUCAUGAUACUGUGGCCAGUGGGCUCUCCUGGCUCUUCUACUGCAUGUCACUGCACCCUGAGCACCAGCAGAGGUGCAGGGAGGAGAUCCAGGGCAUCCUGGGAGACCGAGACACCAUUGAGUGGGAGGAUCUUGGGAAGAUGACCUACACCACGAUGUGCAUCAAAGAGAGCUUACGCCUGUUCCCACCAGUUGCUGGUGUGUCCCGAGAGCUCUCCAAACCCGUGACAUUUCCUGAUGGACGCAGCUUGCCAGAAGGCUGCCAUGUUGCAUUGAGCAUAUUUGCUAUUCACAGGAACCGGGAAGUGUGGGAGGACCCUGAGGUUUAUAAUCCCCUGAGGUUUUCUCCAGAGAACUCAGCACAGAGGCACUCCCAUGCUUUCCUGCCUUUCUCUGCUGGAUCCAGGAACUGCAUCGGGCAGCAGUUUGCCAUGAAUGAGAUGAAGGUGGCCCUGGCCUUGACCCUGAAGCGCUUCGAGCUCUACCCAGACCCAUCCAAGCUUCCCAUAAUGAUACCACAGAUCAUCCUCAGGUCCAGCAACGGGAUACACCUGCAUUUGAAGAAGAUUUUCUGAUCCCACAGGGAUCAGAGCUCUCCCAAGGGACACCCUUCACCCACAGGUUUAAGAGAGGAUCACCAAACAGACCCACAGUGGACCUCUCGCAUAUUAUCCCCUGUCCUACUGUCAUCCGGAGGGGAUUGCUGAGCCCACAAACACCAAA